Molecule: messenger RNA, 5525 nt
Organism: Ostrea edulis (European flat oyster)
Lineage: Eukaryota; Metazoa; Mollusca; Bivalvia; Ostreida; Ostreidae
Exons: 12
Coding region: 1049-4867 (1272 amino acids)
Source: RefSeq, a predicted model, not a curated record
AACUGUACAGACAUUCAAUAUCAACUAAGUACACGGUGGUCUCAACGCGACCCAUUUUUCAAAAACACGAACAUUUUUAAUAAUUUGUUUAAGUAUUUCAUGCAUACUGUAUAUGCAAACACAAUAUAUACCAAAUGCUGAGAAAAUGGCUCACAGCAAACAGUGUAAGUGUAUGUUUAACCCAGGGUUUGUUUAAGUUGCAAUCGUCUCAGAACCGUCAUCCUGGUUUGUACGUACCCCAUCUGUCAUGUAAAACACCCUGCAAAUAAUUUUAUGUACCAAAAUUGUGAAAUAUUCUCAAGCACGAUUCUGACACGAUUUCAAAUUUGUUGAAAAUGAAUUAAGAAUGACAACCCUUCCAUGUGGUUAGGAGUAAAGGUGGUAUAAUACUUUCGUUAUGUGUUUGUCAUCCAGAAAAUACCAUCCUCAAUUUAACAGAUCCUCGAUCGAAUUACUCUCAAAACAAACGAUAUUCUACGUUUAAUCAAAUCGCAACACGGUCGAAGAAAUAUAUUUAUUUGCUUUGUAAGUCAGCUGAAUAUAUAAACUUAAUCAAGUAAAUUGAAAAACAACCAACCCAUUUUUGCAUUAAGAAUACGCCUUGAAAUAAAUGUUCAAAUGUGCCUAUUGCAAAAAAUUGUUUUCAAUAAAAUAUUCCUUUUAGUAGAGUGAAAUAAAGUAUGUACUUAAAUUAAUUACCAGGUAUUACUACGCCAGACACGCCUGAAUUUUUUCAUUCAUGUGGAAUAUACGUGGUAGUUUACAAAUUCUUUCAAUCAGAUCUUUAAAGGCCGCAUGCAUUGUGAGACUGACAUUGUAACACCUUCAGAAGGGGCCCUUUCCACUACCUUUAAAAGGGGUGCCCUAGUUAAAGUCUCAUCCUCACAUUUUUGCGUGAUAUAUGUACCCGAUCGACGACGCAUGACAAGCCCAGCCUAGUCGCACAGCUUUAAUUUAAAAUAACUUUCGAAACCAUGUGCGAGUAAUACCUGUUUUAUUUCGUUGGAUAUUAUUAAAGGAGUAAAAGAUUUAAUCUAAAUCUAACAAGAUGAUGUUGCGUACCAAACUGUUUGUGGUAUUUUCUCUCCUGUCCCUGUUGUUUCAUAAUAACAUGGCUUCCACAAGUACAACUGACUCAACUCAGUCAGCUGAUACAACACAAUCAAUGACAACUGAUAGGACAGAGGACUCUUCGACCACACAACCAGCAUCAACAGCACAAACUGAAACAACAGAAGAAUCCACCUCUGAAAACUCUCAAACCACAACACAAGCAACGGUGUCUGAAAGCACUCCAACAGACACAUCAACACAAAGUGUCACAUCUGAGAGUUCUCAAGAAGCUACCACAACACUGGAGGCGACCUCUGAUGGUACUCAAACAGCCACAACACAAAAUACAACAGACAGUUCUCUUUCAGCCACAACACAAGGUGGAUCAACUGAAAGUACACAGGCAGCCACUCAACAAAGUUCAUCUGAAAGUACACAGGCAGCCACAACACAAACAGGAACAACUGAUAGUACACAGGCAGCCACUCAACAAAGCUCAUCUGAAAGUACACAGGCAGCCACUCAACAAAGCUCAACUGAAAGUACACAGGCAGCCACAACACAAGCAGGAACAACUGAAAGUACACAGGCAGCCACAACACAAGCAGGAACAACUGAAAGUACACAGGCAGCCACAACACAAGCGGGAACAACUGAAAGUACACAGGCAGCCACAACACAAUCAGGAACAACUGAAAGUACACAGGCAGCCACUCAACAAAGCUCAUCUGAAAGUACACAGGCAGCCACUCAACAAAGCUCAACUGAAAGUACACAGGCAGCCACAACCCAAGCAGGAACAACUGAUAGUACACAGGCAGCCACAACACAAGCAGGAACAACUGAUAGUACACAGGCAGCCACUCAACAAAGCUCAACUGAAAGUACACAGGCAGCCACUCAACAAAGCUCAACUGAAAAUACACAAGCAGCCACAACACAAGCGGGAACAACUGAAAGUACACAGGCAGCCACAACACAAGCAGGAACAACUGAAAGUACACAGGCAGUCACUCAACAAAGCUCAUCUGAAAGUACACAGGCAGCCACAACACAAGCGGGAACAACUGAAAGUACACAGUCAACCACUCAGCAAAGCUCAUCUGAAAGUACACAGGUAGCCGCAACACAAACAGGAACAACUGAAAGUACACAGGCAGCCACAACACAAGCAGGAACAACUGAAAGUACACAGGCAGCCACUCAACAAAGCUCAUCUGAAAGUACACAGGCAGCCACAACACACACAGGAACAACUGAAAGUACACAGGCAGCCACAACACACACAGGAACAACUGAAAGUACGAAGGCAGCCACAACACAAGCAGGAACAACUGAAAGUACACAGGCAGCCACUCAACAAAGCUCAUCUGAAAGUACACAGGCAGCCACAACCCAAGCAGGAACAACUGAUAGUACACAGGCAGCCACAACACAAGCAGGAACAACUGAAAGUACACAGGCAGCCACAACACACACAGGAACAACUGAAAGUACGAAGGCAGCCACAACACAAGCAGGAACAACUGAAAGUACACAGGCAGCCACUCAACAAAGCUCAUCUGAAAGUACACAGGCAGCCACAACCCAAGCAGGAACAACUGAUAGUACACAGGCAGCCACAACACAAGCAGGAACAACUGAAAGUACACAGGCAGCCACAACACAAACAGGAACAACUGGUAGUACAAAGGCAGCCACUCAACAAAGCUCAACUGAAAGUACACAGGCAGCCACAACACAAGCAGGAACAACUGAAAGUACACAGGCAGCCACUCAACAAAGCUCAACUGAAAGUACACAGUCAGCCACAACACAAACAGGAACAACUGAAAGUACACAGGCAGCCACAACACAAGCAGGAACAACUGAAAGUACACAGGCAGCCACAACACAAACAGGAACAACUGGUAGUACAAAGGCAGCCACUCAACAAAGCUCAACUGAAAGUACACAGUCAGCCACAACACAAGCAGGAACAACUGAUAGUACACAGGCAGCCACAACACAAGCAGGAACGACUGAAAGUACAAAGGCAGCCACUCAACAAAGCUCAACUGAAAGUACACAGGCAGCCACUCAACAAAGCUCAUCUGAAAGUACACAGGCAGCCACAACACAAGCAGGAACAACUGAAAGUACACAGGCAGCCACUCAACAAAGCUCAAUUGAAAGUACAGAGGCAGCCACAACACAAGCGGGAACAACUGAAAGUACACAGGCAGCCACAACACAAGCAGGAACAACUGAAAGUACACAGGCAGCCACUCAACAAAGCUCAAUUGAAAGUACAGAGGCAGCCACAACACAAGCGGGAACAACUGAAAGUACACAGGCAGCCACAACACAAACAGGAACAACUGAAAGUACACAGGCAGCCACUCAACAAAGCUCAACUGAAAGUACACAGGCAGCCACUCAACAAAGCUCAUCUGAAAGUACACAAGCACCCACAACACAAGCAGGAACAACUGAUAGUACACAAGCAGCCACAACACAAACGGGAACAACUGAAAGUACACAGGCAGUCACAACACAAACAGGAACAACUGAAAGUACGAAAGCAGCCACUCAACAAAGCUCAUAUGAAAGUACACAGGCAGCCACAACACAAACAGGAACAACUGAUAGUACACAGGCAGCCACUCAACAAAGCUCAUCUGAAAGUACACAGGCAGCCACAACACAAGCAGGAACAACUGAUAGUACACAGGCAGCCACAACACAAGCAGGAACAACUGAAAGUACACAGACAGCCACAACACAAGCGGGAACAACUGAAAGUACACAGGCAGCCACAACACAAGCAGGAACAACUGAUAGUACACAGGCAGCCACAACACAAGCAGGAACAACUGAAAGUACACAGACAGCCACAACACAAGCGGGAACAACUGUAACAGCAAUAGCAGAUUCAACUACGGAAUUAACUACACAACCUUCUACAACUGCGACACCUGCUGUAGUCUUUGACAUGCAGAUAACCUUUGAUACUACAACAACAGUGAAUUUAGACGAUGAAACUAGUCAGGAGUACAAGGAAUACAAAACAUUCGUAUACACUUCUCUGCGUGAUUACUACAGCAGGAAACUUGGAAGUGUGUUUGGAUCAGUUACAAUUUUGUCAAUAAGCAAAGGUAGCGUUAUUGUAAACUACACAUUGACAACCCAAACUGUGGCCACGGGGGAGGUAAUAAACGCAGUGCAGGAACUCGUCCAAGGUACCGAGAAGGUUACCAUCAACGGGACUUCCGUGUCUGCCAACAACGGAGUUAUAGGAACCUCAGGAUCUGGUAGCACAGGCACUGGUACUUCUGUGGAAUUGAAUAGAGAGAAAGAGACCGAUAAAUGUCAGAUCCUCAACACCAUUAGUUCCUGUUCAUCCGAUACCGUCUGUGUUGUCGAAUCAGGGAUUGCCGUCUGCAAACCUAUAGUAAAAAAUGACAACCUUUCGUUGAUCCUGGGUUUAGCCAUUGGUAUUCCUGUAUUCUUCCUAUUGACUUUCAUCGUAGCCCUGGUCUGCAUACUAAUGAAGAAGAAUCGGAAGAGCCGAAGGCUAAAGGAAGAAGAAGAUUGGGAUCCAAAAGACUAUCCCCAUCUUUCUUUACCCUACAAAUACGAUAACCACGGCUUUUACAAGCACCAUUACUUUAUGCCGGAUGAUGUAGAACUUGAGGUGUUGCCGUCCAGUAAGGCCUUCAAGGGAAACGCUCCCUGGAACACCCCGGGUGGUUUGGAAAGCUGGGAUGAGUAUCGCAUGCCCCGCCCACAAAUGUACAGAUCUCCACACCCUGCCUUUGUUAGCGAUACAUAGGAAGCACUGCAUUGGCAACAAUCCCAAUAUAUGGUUUUAAAAAUGUGUCUGGAGUGUGUGUCACAGUGCGAGUGCGGCAUGUCAUACCCUAUAAGUACCCGGAUAUUCCGACAUACAGCCUUGAUAGAAUGUGUUCGACUCAUGCCAGUCAUGUGUUGUUAUCAUCGCAUCAUAUUUAUGCAUCGUGUACAUGAGUUUGUGUGAAUACCCAAAUAUGUACUCGUAGCAACUAUUGUCAGAACGUAUGAAAAAUAAAUUCGACGCGAACGAAAUUUACGUUCAAGGCCUAAAUGACUUUAUAUGAUACGAGACUGCCAUAAUUAGCAAAAGAAUAUAGCGUAUUUGCUGUUUUCCACUGUCAGAAAUUGCAAUACCUCAGCUUCUUAUGAAGUCAGAAUCAAAUGUGUGCUACAUAUACUAUCAUUAUUAAUGUUGGCUUGAAUCAUACAAGGAACCAUGUUAAGGGCAUUUGUAUAAUGGUUUUUGUAUAUAUUUAUAUGUAAAUGUAAGUAAUGUGCAAUCAUUUUAAUUAUUUCAAUGCAUUGUUAUGUAUUUUAAAAACCCGCAUUGAAAUGAAAAAUCUUAUAUCUUUGUACGUUUAUAGUAGGUAAUUUAUAUGAUUUUUGAAGGGGGAAAAAAAGAGUCUAAAAAUCUCUCA